Ustilago hordei is the source of this 405-nucleotide messenger RNA. RefSeq lists its product as uncharacterized. NCBI's taxonomy places the organism in Eukaryota, Fungi, Basidiomycota, Ustilaginomycetes, Ustilaginales, Ustilaginaceae. The transcript is spliced from 2 exons. The coding region runs from base 1 to 405 and encodes 134 amino acids. The record is from RefSeq and is a predicted model, not a curated record.
AUGUCUAACAGGACAGCGUGUGUUAAUGAGAAGUUAGGACAGCACACAGGCUUCAAAGCAGCCCGAUCCCCCGAUGGGGCUGUCAUCCGCUUCCAAGAUCUCGAUUCAGUUGAAAAGUGCAAGGCUGUGGCUGUUAGAGCUUUGCAACAUCUUCUCGAGCCGAGCCUUGCAGCGCCAAUGUAUCAGAAGAGACGCAUCAUCAUGUCAGCUGUGUUGGCCAAGCGAUCAAGCGGCGGCGAGGUUGCAAGGAAGAAUCAGCUUUGUUGCUCGAGAUUUGCUCUCACUUUCACGCCGGCGAGAGCAUGCUUGGCUCACGGGGAAAAUGAAAGGCGUGGCCAGUUCGCGAAUCAAGCGAGGGCGCUGAUUGUCUCGAGGGCCUCCAGCAAGCAGUUCCUCGUCUUCUGA